This is a messenger RNA of Leptidea sinapis, 1768 nucleotides long. RefSeq names its product proton-coupled folate transporter-like. The transcript is spliced from 8 exons. Gene Ontology annotation, cellular component: membrane. Lineage: Eukaryota; Metazoa; Arthropoda; Insecta; Lepidoptera; Pieridae. The record is from RefSeq and is a predicted model, not a curated record. Gene Ontology annotation, molecular function: transmembrane transporter activity. Gene Ontology annotation, biological process: transmembrane transport. The coding region runs from base 32 to 1642 and encodes 536 amino acids.
GGUGAAGAUUAUAUUCAAGUGCCAGUUAGCCAUGAGAAGUGUGAAAUAUCAGUUAUUGCCACCACUACCACAUAAUUCGCAAAAGGAAACUGAAUGCACACGAAUAGCAAGAUAUGAAAAGGCAACUCCAGACGAACUGUAUGAAGUCAUGAACUCUGAAGAUUUAAAAAAACCCGGUGAAGAAGAAGAACCUUUGGAUGACAGGAAGAAAGCAAAACAUACACAUCAAGAUGAAGAUUUUUUUUUUGAAAAGCUAAAACGUAUCAAAUCAAAUAUCACAGUGGAACCAAUCCUUGCUGGUCUUGUAAUUCCAUCAAUGCUAGCAAGACUUGCAAUACAGAAUCUCAAUUUAGAUAAAGCGUGUAGGGUUAAAUGUGGAUUUGAUGAUGAAAUAUGUGAUGCAUUGUUGCUAAAAAGGGGCAAUUUGACGUUUUACGAAGCAGAAGUACAAAAAGUGAUAUCCUCAAUAGAAGCAUGGAAGAGCGUAGUACAGACGUCUCUUCCAACAAUACUUGUAAUAUUCAUGGGUGCAUGGAGUGAUCGAACAGGGAAUAGAAAGAUCUGUAUUCUCCUUCCUAUUUGUGGUGAGUUGUGUGUCUGUGUGACAAAUAUUCUGAGCACAUAUUUCUUCCAUGAAAUAUCAGUGGAAGUCACGAUGUUCUUAGAAGCCUUCUUCCCUGCUAUAACUGGGGGAUGGGUGUUAGUCUACCUCGGCGUAUUCAGCUAUAUAAGUGAUGUGACCACUCAAGAAACAAGAACUUUUCGUGUUGGAUUAGUUAAUUUGUGUAUGACUGCUGGUAUUCCUGUUGGCACUGCGUUGAGUGGGAUACUAUUAAGCCUCUGGGGGUAUUACGGAAUAUUUUUAAUUUCAGCUGUCAUUUAUUUGAUCACAAUCACAUAUGGAUGUAUUUAUAUAGAAAAAAACACAAAACCUGGAAACAAAAUCUCUGAAAAGCAGAAACCCUUCAAAUUCGUUGAAGUUUUCUCUUUAGUGAAAGAGACUGUUGCUGUUACUUAUAAGAAAAGGGAACGAAAUCUACGAACCAAAAUUAUUCUUACUCUGUCAGUUGUUGCAAUCAUAUAUGGUCCGAACCAUGGCGAGAGAAUAAUCACGUACAUGUUUGUGAGAUAUCGACUGAAAUGGGAUGCUUUGAAAUUCAGCCUCUACUCCACUUACAGCAUCAUCACACAUUCUCUAGGAGCUUUAUUCUCAAUCAGUAUAUUCAGCAAACGUUGGGGCUACCACGACAGUACUCUGGCGCUUAUAUCAAUCACGAGUAAAUUGAUUGGAUCCGUGUAUAUUGCUUUUGUACGGACCGACUUUGAAAUGUUUAUGGUUCCGAUCGUUGAAAUUCUGAACGCAACAACAUUCACGUCUCUGAGGUCGAUGGCUUCAAAGUUGGUUCGAGACGAAGAAAUGGGUAAGAUGAAUUCCCUGUUCAGUUUGGUAGAGACUCUAGCUGCGUUACUCUUCGAUCCAACAUACUCUACGCUCUACUCCCGAACUAUAUCUAUAUUUACUGGAGCUGUCUACAUCUUCAGUGCCAUUAUGACUAUACCAGCUAUUUCAAUCUUAUUAUGGCUGUUUGUUCAACAUCGAAGUGAAGCGAAACAAAAACGGAUUGAAGAUGGAGAGAAGUAAUACAAUGGAAUAUGAAUGAGUUAAUUGUUGACGAAAGUCCGUGAUACUAUCAGGAAUAAGUGACAAUAUAAUGAGAUGUACACUCAUAGGAAAAAAUAUUGGUUUCAUAUAAAAUUUUUGAAGUAA